AUGUCUUACUACUCUAACAGUAGAAGCCCUCCCCCGUUGCAGCAUCCAGUUCCAACGCACCCCGCCUACAUUCCCGAGCCGCCAUCUACACCUGCCUCGCCCCAGGGCUACCAACGCUACACCAGCUCGCCUCCGGUACAACAGCAGUAUGCUCAGCCGAUGCCGCCGUCGGGUCCUAGCGGUCGCUCCCCGUCAGGCUAUGUUGCCUCCACGCCUCACUACCGGCCCAUGAGCUCACCCCCUCGGCACCAGUCUGUUCACGGCCAACCACACCCUCACAUGAGUGUCCCAGUCGAUUUCUCAGCAUGGGGUUUGAAUGAUGCUACAGCUCAAUUUGGAAUGCAACUAGGUCAGAACGCUGUCGCUGCUGGUCAGGACUACGUUCAGAGAAAUCUGGGAGGACUCAUUCCAAUCACCGUGCUAAAGCACCAUUUCAAUGUCUCUAAUUCGUACGUCAUAAAGAAAUUGCAGCUUCUGCUCUUUCCCUGGAGGCACAAGCCGUGGUCGCGUCGCGUGCGUCGAACAGAAAACGGCCAGUCAGAUUGGCAACCUCCCCGAGAUGAUAUCAAUUCGCCCGACCUAUACAUCCCUCUCAUGGCCCUUGUGACUUACAUCCUCCUCGCUGCGCUGCAUUCGGGCUUGAACUCGCGCUUUCAUCCAGAGAUUCUUGGUAUCACUGCGUCGAAAGCUAUAGCGGUCGUACUUCUUGACUUCAUAUUCAUGAAGCUAGGCUGCUACUUUUUAAAUAUACAGGGUGGUCUAUCCGAUCAGUUGCUUGAUCUCAUGUCCUACGGCGGCUAUAAGUUUGUAGGCGUCAUUGUCACCUUGAUCGCAAGUCUCUUAAACUUCGGAUUGACUCUAUAUACCGCGGUAUUCAUUUACACCUUCCUCGCGACGGCAUUCUUCCUUGUGAGUAAUGUCUGCCAAUAA
Messenger RNA from Sparassis crispa, 930 nucleotides. RefSeq names its product Protein transport protein. The record is from RefSeq and is a predicted model, not a curated record. Gene Ontology annotation, biological process: endoplasmic reticulum to Golgi vesicle-mediated transport. Gene Ontology annotation, cellular component: COPII-coated ER to Golgi transport vesicle; endoplasmic reticulum-Golgi intermediate compartment; Golgi membrane. Lineage: Eukaryota; Fungi; Basidiomycota; Agaricomycetes; Polyporales; Sparassidaceae. The coding region runs from base 1 to 930 and encodes 309 amino acids. The transcript has 5 exons.